Messenger RNA from Pochonia chlamydosporia 170, 414 nucleotides. RefSeq names its product primosome PriB/single-strand DNA-binding protein. Gene Ontology annotation, biological process: mitochondrial DNA replication; positive regulation of helicase activity. The coding region runs from base 1 to 414 and encodes 137 amino acids. The transcript has 3 exons. NCBI's taxonomy places the organism in Eukaryota, Fungi, Ascomycota, Sordariomycetes, Hypocreales, Clavicipitaceae. The record is from RefSeq and is a predicted model, not a curated record. Gene Ontology annotation, molecular function: single-stranded DNA binding. Gene Ontology annotation, cellular component: mitochondrial nucleoid.
AUGUCAUCCUUCCUGUUCCGCCGCGCGACCGCCGCCUCUGCUGGCGCUGCCCGCUCCUUCACCACCUCCUCUCCCCGAUCCGUCGCCCGUAUCUCCAUCAUUGGCAACCUCGCAGAUACACCCGAGAUCCAGCCCACCAGCAGCGGUCGCGAGAUCCUCAAGUACGCCGUCGCCAGCAACUCCGGUCCCAAGGAUAACCGUCAGACUAGCUGGUUCCGUGUUACCAGCUUCGCUGAAGGUCCCCGCAAGGACUUCUUGCUGAGCCUACCCAAGGGUUCCAUGGUCUACGUUGAAGGCGAUGCCUCCAUUAACACUUACCAGGAUGCCAAUGGUCAGACUCGAAGCAGCCUGAAUGUCGUUCAGCGCAGCAUUGAGGUUCUCAAGCGACCCCAGAACUCUGGCCAGGCCGAGUAA